AUGGUAUCAAAAAACCCGAACCCGACAGACGGAUUCUACUUGGAUCCAACCGGAAUGGCAGCAUUACCGGGACUUUCACCUUUCGCGACUACAACGGCCCCACCAACAGCCACAACUACGACGUCUUCUUCAUCGGAGGAUCUGAGCAAGAAGAUACGAAAACCGUACACGAUUACCAAAUCCAGAGAGAGCUGGACUGAACCGGAGCAUGACAAGUUUCUUGAAGCUCUUCAGCUGUUUGAUAGAGAUUGGAAAAAGAUUGAAGCUUUUGUUGGCUCAAAGACUGUUAUUCAGAUACGGAGUCAUGCACAGAAGUACUUUUUAAAGGUCCAGAAGAGCGGAGCAAGCGAACAUUUGCCUCCACCGCGGCCUAAAAGGAAGGCUGCUCAUCCAUAUCCUCAGAAGGCUUCAAAAAACGCCACAGUGGUUUCACAAACAUCAGGGUCUUUUCAAUCAUCGUCUGCUCCUCUUGAACCUGGAUAUGUUUUAAGGCCUGAUUCCUCUUCAAUGCCUAUGAACCCCAUUGCUAGUGCUACUGCUGCUGCAUCUUCUUGGACAAACAAUGUGCCUACUGUUAGUUUAUCAAACCAAACAAAAGGACCAGUAGUGGCUAAUAAUUGUUGCAGUAGCACUGAGAGUCCUCCAAGAACAAAACCAAUUGUGAAAACAGCUGAGCAAGGAAAUCAUGGUCAUUCAAUGAAAGUUCUGCCGGACUUUUCUCAGGUAUAUGGCUUCAUUGGCAGUGUCUUCGACCCGAAUGCUACUGGUCAUUUGCAGAAUCUUAAGAAAAUGGACCCCAUAGAUACUGAAACGGUGCUAUUGCUGAUGAGAAACCUCUCAAUCAACCUUACCAGCCCCAGUUUUGAGGAAAAUAGAAAGUUGCUCUCUUCCUACGAGAUCGACUCAGAAACCAUUUGUGCAAACAAUAACGUUGACCAAUCAAUGAAUGUUGCUUAA
Messenger RNA from Dovyalis caffra, 957 nucleotides. NCBI's taxonomy places the organism in Eukaryota, Viridiplantae, Streptophyta, Magnoliopsida, Malpighiales, Salicaceae. The record is from the annotation of a GenBank genome assembly.